This is a messenger RNA of Siniperca chuatsi (mandarin fish), 3850 nucleotides long. RefSeq lists its product as uncharacterized. NCBI's taxonomy places the organism in Eukaryota, Metazoa, Chordata, Actinopteri, Centrarchiformes, Sinipercidae. Bases 412 to 3669 code for a protein of 1085 amino acids. The record is from RefSeq and is a predicted model, not a curated record. The transcript has 13 exons.
AAUUGGGCUCUAGAGCAACAAGUAGUCCCCUGUCUUGGACACACUCAGUUCCUCUCCAUCACACUUUUCUGCAACAUGUGAAAAACCUUUUGUUCUAAUAAAUAUCCGUGAAACAGCAAACGCCGCACAGCCUGCUGCAUUUUCCCCAGCGGUCUACUCUCCGUUUACCGCUCCAAUAUGGCGACCGCGCAGACGCACUUCAAAUCGCGAGCGCAGGAUCCACGUUUCUCUGCGAGCGCCAGUCUCCGGUCCGUUUACCUGCGGAAGGUUUCAAACUCGCUAGCAGAGCGUUUUUGAAAAUAAGUUUUUACGUUUUUACCCGCAUUCUGCUUUCCGCCAUUUCUUCUUCUUCUUCAGUCGCGACCAAAGUGUAACGCGACGUUAACGGCUGUAACGUUGUAAUAAUAAGGAAUGGACUACAAACCGUCCUUUGUGUACCUGCCUGGGUCCACCCAGCUGCGGCUCCAGGCCAGCCCCGAAGCUGCCAGGGCGGCCCGGCAGAGCAGACAGGAGGCCAGCGAGCCCCUCCACCUCAAGUCCGCACAGAGGGCAGAGGCAGACGCCUGGGGGCGGGUCACGGCCCUGGGGGGGGAUCCGGCUGACCGGAGACACAUCCUCAGCAGGACUGAGGUGCUGUUCGGUCGGUACAGGGGCCGGACCUUCCAGUGGCUGCUGACCCACGACGUCGGCUACGCGGCGGCAGUGCUGGCUAGCCACGAGAAAGAGUGUGAGGGGGGAGACAGCAGCGGCACCCCCGUCAAGUGCAACAAGGACUCCCUGCUGGAGUACGCCCGACUCUUUCCUGCUAUGGCUGCCGCCAUAGCUGACAAGCAGAGGACGGACGCAGAGGGCGACCGGCUGGUGGGCUUCGGCACUUACAGAUCCCUGACCUACAGGCAGCUGUAUGAGACAGUGAAUGCAAAGCUCAGCAACUACAGGAACUGGGUCCGGCAGCUGACCGUCAACGCCGGCUGCCAACUCGCGCAGCUGCAGCAGUAUGUGGUGAGGAGGGACGAGGAGCCGCAGCAGUCUGUGGUCAGGAGAGACAAGAAGCUGCAGCAGUCUGUGGUCAGGAGGGACGAGGAGCUGCAGCAGUCUGUGGUCAGGAGGGACGAGGAGCCGCAGCAGUCUGUGGUCAGGAGGGACGAGGAGCUGCAGCAGUCUGUGGUCAGGAGGGACGAGGAGCUGCAGCAGUCUGUGGUCAGGAGGGACGAGGAGCCGCAGCAGUCUGUGGUCAGGAGGGACGAGGAGCCGCAGCAGUCUGUGGUCAGGAGAGACAAGAAGCUGCAGCAGUCUGACUCCGCCUCCUCAGCUGUUGCCGCCUCACCUCCAUCCUCCACAGCCCGCUCCACCGGCCGGUCCCCCUCAGCCAGACCGGCAUGCUCCAGCAGGGCUGUCCUUGCUCCGUCUGCACCCUCCACCUCGUCCUCCACCGCCCAGCGGGCUGCUUCACCACCUCCUCAGCGCCCCCGGUCGUCCUCGUCCACUGCGAGGAAGAGAAAGGCCAGGGUCCUGUCAAAUUCCUCGGAGGAUGAGGACGACCGGCUGGAAGCUGCAGGUGCUGAGCAGGAGACGGCUGCUCCAGCAUCUUCUCCACCACCACUACCACCACCACCUCCUCCUGUGCCAGGAAGGGCUCCACCUCCCCCGCCUGCUCCUCCAGCUCAGCUCCUCCUGCCUGCAGCUUGGAGGAGAACCCUGCCUGUAGAGCAGCAGGAGUGGGUCAGCAAGGCCCUGUUUGUUAAGGACCAGACAGGGAGGGCAGUCCUGUCUCAGGAGCUCCAGCUGUGGUACAACCCGCCUGGUCCCCAGUUGGUCUACAGCCAGCGUCCCUCCACCCCUGACGCCUUCUUCCAGCGGCCCUUCUUCUUCUGGGCCCCGUACCGCAUGUGGCAGUACCACCUCAAGUGUCCAAACUGCGCUCACAAACUGACGGGCUGUGGCAUCUACAAGACUGUCCGCAAAGUCCUGGACCUUGACGGCUGGUACUACAUGGCCACAGAGUACCUGGAGUGCAGGUCCUGUAAGAAGAAGGUAGCCGGCUGGGCAGAGUGCGUCAGGAAACAGCUGGACGUCCACCACCAACAGCUCUUCCCUGCAGUGCUGGCGUACAAGAUCUCGUGCGACAGGAAGGUGCUGGCUCAGAUGAAGGGGCGCACACUGGGCAACAGCGUCAGCCGCCUUCGCUCGUUCCUCGUGGAGCAGCACACGGCAGAGUGGAUGAGGCGGGGGACUCACUACCUGCACACCUGCUGGAAUUUCAAGGUCCCUGGAGUGCAGAUGCCCCGUCUUCCCGCGCUGCCGAAGAUGGAGCCUGUACCCAGCAACAGCUGGCUCCUGUCCACCUACACCAGGGACUCCUUCACCAGGAUUGAGGAGCUGAGGGCGAAGGUGACCUCAACCUUCGGCUCCAUCCUGAAGAUGAACUCCACCAAGAAAGUGACCAGGAAGCUGGCCGGGGCGGACGCUGGUACCACUCAGUGGAUGACCAGUGUGGGCAACGAGCUGGGGCAGGUGCUGAUGUCUGUCCUGACGGCGGCCGAGGGCUACGGGCUGAGGGACAUGGCGAAGGGCCUGCAGGAGCGGUACCAGCGAGCAGGGAAGGACCCUCCACAUGUCCUGUACGUGAACAGCGGCUGCUGCAGCGGAGACGGAGGAACCUGUGCAGCAACCGCUCUGUUCCCAGCGUGGGCGCAGAUGUCCAUCAGGCUGGACAUCCGGCACUUUUUGCGCAGGCUGGCGGCAGGUGUGACCUCGGAGAGCCACCCCCUCUACCCAGAUUUCAUGCGGAGUCUCUCUGGCUGCAUCUUCGAGUGGGACCCGGAGGACCUGUCCCGCUUGAGGAGGACAAACGUGAUGUCCGUCAAGGAGAUGUCUCGGCAUUGUCGCCGCCGCACACGUGGGGCGCAGGAGACCGAGCGUCUCCUCGAUGAGACGGUGGAGGCGUUCAUGGGUGCCACCGACACCAUGAACAUCCCACUGCUGGACCGGGACCGGAUGAAGGAGAUCUGGAGCACCCAGAGGAAACACAUCACCUGUAUCCAGGAUCCUCCUGGUGUCCACCUCCACACCAGGACCGGUCAGGUGACCAAGGGUGGGGUGACUCUCCCCGUCUACCGCUGUGCCCGAGGGUCAGCGUCGCUGGAGUCGUUCCACAUGCACCUCAACAGGUUCAUCCCGGGCACCACUGCCAGAGAAUGCUACUUCCAGAUAUACCUGUUGGAGGGGUUGACACGGUGGAACCAGGACCGGGCCCAGGCGGCUGCGGGCGGAGCCAGCACCGGGACGAAGUGCUACAGCGGCCAGGAGCAGCACAACUUCAACAAGCUGACUCAGCACUUCUACGGGCUGCCGCUGGCUGAGAGCUACACCGAGCCGCUGGAGUACACGGGGGAGCUGAUCGGGAUCAGCUACCUCUACGGGCAGAGCGGACGGACGCUGCAGGACUUCCCCGACGGCAGCGAGGAGCUGAACGUUGAGGAGGAGGAGGAGGAGGAGGAGCUGCUGGACAACUUGGAGGAGGUUGUUGGUGAUGAGGAGUUUGAUAACUUCCGCUUAGACUGCUUAGAUCCAUUACAGCAGCCUCCACCCCAGCAGCAGCUGCAGCCUCCACCCCAGCAGCAGGUGGAGCCACCUCAGCCUGAGCCCUCCUCCCAGCCGACCCCCUGAAUCAUCUUCUGGUAGUCGGGAGGAAGCAGUCAGCAGCUCUGCGGUCCGCGUUGGCGCUGAAGGAGCUCCUGGUUACCAGCACGUGGUCCGGCUGGCCCAGAGUCUGGUGGCGCUCUGCAAGAAGGGCUACAUCACCCAGGCUGAGGUGGAGGAGAUCGUUGGUCUUUGGGAGAACCUCCCC